GAAACAGCCACUGGGAAGCACGUGCCACGGGCUGUCAUGGUGGACUUGGAGCCCACUGUGGUAGAUGAAGUUCGGGCUGGCACCUUCCGGGAGCUUUUUCACCCAGAACAACUGAUCACUGGAAAGGAGGAUGCAGCCAAUAAUUAUGCCCGUGGCCACUACACCAUUGGCAAGGAAAGCAUUGACAUGGUGCUGGAUCGUGUCCGUAAGCUGACCGAUGCCUGCUCUGGGCUGCAAGGAUUCCUGAUCUUCCACAGCUUUGGUGGCGGUACGGGCUCUGGAUUCACCUCCCUGCUGAUGGAACGCCUCUCUGUGGAUUACGGCAAGAAGUCCAAACUGGAGUUCGCCAUCUACCCGGCCCCUCAGGUCUCCACUGCCGUGGUGGAGCCCUACAACUCCAUCCUGACCACGCACACCACGCUGGAGCACUCGGACUGCGCCUUCAUGGUGGACAACGAGGCCAUCUACGACAUCUGCCGCCGCAACCUGGCCAUCGAGCGCCCCACCUACACCAACCUGAACCGCCUCAUCAGCCAGAUCGUGUCCUCCAUCACGGCCUCGCUGCGCUUCGACGGCGCCCUCAACGUGGACCUGACCGAGUUCCAGACCAACCUGGUGCCCUACCCGCGCAUCCACUUCCCGCUGGUGACCUACGCGCCCAUCAUCUCCUGCGAGCGCGCGCACCACGAGCAGCUCUCCGUGGCCGAGAUCACCAAUGCCUGCUUCGAGCCCAACAACCAGAUGGUCAAGUGUGACCCCAGGCACGGCAAGUACAUGGCCUGCUGCAUGCUCUACCGCGGGGACGUGGUGCCCAAGGACGUCAACGUGGCCAUCGCUGCCAUCAAGACCAAGAGAAGCAUCCAGUUUGUCGACUGGUGCCCAACAGGCUUCAAGGUUGGGAUCAACUACCAGCCCCCUACGGUUGUCCCUGGAGGGGACCUGGCGCAGGUGCAGCGGGCAGUGUGCAUGCUGAGCAACACCACGGCCAUCGCCGAGGCCUGGGCGCGGCUGGACCACAAGUUCGACCUGAUGUACGCCAAGAGAGCCUUCGUGCACUGGUACGUGGGAGAAGGCAUGGAGGAGGGAGAGUUUGCAGAGGCCAGGGAGGACCUGGCUGCCCUGGAGAAGGACUAUGAAGAAGUGGGAACUGACUCGUUCGAAGAAGAGAAUGAUGGGGAGUAAUUA
Molecule: messenger RNA, 1185 nt
Organism: Zonotrichia leucophrys gambelii
Lineage: Eukaryota; Metazoa; Chordata; Aves; Passeriformes; Passerellidae
Gene: TUBA8
Product: tubulin alpha 8
Exons: 4
Coding region: 37-1182 (381 amino acids)
Biological process (GO): microtubule cytoskeleton organization; mitotic cell cycle
Cellular component (GO): cytoplasm; microtubule
Molecular function (GO): structural constituent of cytoskeleton; GTP binding
Source: RefSeq, a predicted model, not a curated record